This is a messenger RNA of Amblyraja radiata (thorny skate), 1971 nucleotides long. It is a transcript of the gene p2rx1, whose product is annotated as purinergic receptor P2X, ligand-gated ion channel, 1. The transcript has 11 exons. Gene Ontology annotation, cellular component: plasma membrane. Gene Ontology annotation, biological process: response to ATP; calcium ion transmembrane transport. Lineage: Eukaryota; Metazoa; Chordata; Chondrichthyes; Rajiformes; Rajidae. Gene Ontology annotation, molecular function: purinergic nucleotide receptor activity; extracellularly ATP-gated monoatomic cation channel activity; ATP binding. The coding region runs from base 16 to 1173 and encodes 385 amino acids. The record is from RefSeq and is a predicted model, not a curated record.
UUCACUCCAGAGACCAUGGGAUCCAACAAACUGAGUGAAAAUGUGUCUGACUUUUUAUUUGAGUACAAGACCCCUCGGUUGAUAGCUCUGAGGGACAAGAGGGUCGGACUAAUUUUCCGGCUGAUCCAGCUCGUUGUGCUUGCGUACGUUGUGGGCUGGGUUUUUAUCUACGAGAAGGGCUACCAGAGCACAGGCUCCACCAUCAGCUCCGUCUCCGUGAAGGUGAAAGGCUUCGGCUUCACCAACCUCUCCAGCGUUGGCCCCAAGGUGCUGGACGUGGUUGACUACACUUUCCCAUCACAGGGAUCGAGCUCCUUUGUCAUAAUGACCAAUUACAUCCUAACUCGGAAGCAGUCCAUGAAGUCCUGCGCACAGCAUCGUACGUCCGGAGAGUGUGAAGCAGACAGCGACUGUCCCACUGGGAAGUUUAGCCGCUAUGGACAAGGUAUGAUGAGAGGGAGCUGCCGAAACAACUCUGCAGGAGUGAAGACGUGUGAGAUCUUCGGCUGGUGCCCCGUGGAAAAUGACCUCCAUCUUCCAAAUCCGCCCUUGCUGAUGGCUGCAGAAAACUUCACAAUUUUUAUCAAGAACUCGAUCACUUUCACAGCCUUCGGCGUUUCAAGGAGGAAUUUGGUGGAAUUCAUUACCAAGGCAUAUCUGCGCAACUGCACUUACCACAAGGUCCACCACCCCCUCUGUCCUGUGUUUCGUUUGGGAUACAUUGCUGAAGAGAUAAAGGAGAACUUCUCUACACUGGCAUACAGAGGAGCCAUGAUUGGCAUCGUGAUAGACUGGGACUGUGACCUGGACUGGCCAGUGACUCACUGCAAACCCACCUACAGCUUCCACCAGCAUUACCGGAGCCUGACCAAGGACCAGGUGUCAGUGGGCUUCAACUUCAGGUAUGCUAAAUACUAUGUGGAAAAUGGCACAGAAAUGAGAGAUCUCUACAAGGUCUUUGGAAUUCGGUUUGAUGUGAUGGUGCACGGAAAGGCUGGUAAAUUUAACAUCAUCCCGACCAUGACAACCAUCGGCUCUGGGAUCGGUGUGUUUGGGGUGGCGACUAUUGUGUGUGACUUAGUCCUCCUUCACCUCCUCCCAAAACGCAACUACUACAAGCAAAAGAAGUUCAAGAACGUGGAAUCAUCACUCCGAGCAGGGAGUGGACAUUAGGCAUCGCCUGGACAGGCUGACCCUGCAACUCUGACCCAGUGCCACCACCAGGACAAUAGGCCUUUAUGGCCAAGUUAGGACUCUUGAUUUUUAACAACGUUUGACUUGAAUUAUACAAAAUGGCGCCGGAAACGUGGCAACUCUAGAGUACUGUCUCAGUGAAAUCUACUCUUCCUACACUUGUUAAGUAUGAUUGUGCCUUCGCAUUGUAAGAUUUUUACUGAACUGUAUGCAUGUGACAAUAAAGUACCUUUGAACCAUUGAGUUGUCCAGCAGCAUCUCCCCAAGGUAACGUUGCCUCAAGAAGCAGCCAACGUAAGCAAUGACCACUCACACCCCAGUCAUUCCCUCUUCUCCGCUCUCCCACCAGGCAGAAGACACAAAAGCUUGAAAGCACAUGGCACCAGAUUGAAGAAAAGCUUCUUCCUUGCUGUUAUCAGUUGACUGAACAGACUUUUCAUGUACUUGGGAUGAAUUCCAGAUCUUCCAAUCUAUCUCGUUGCGGCCCUUGUAAUUGUUUCAUAUCGGUACUUAUAACACUGGCAGUAACACUGUAUUCUCCACUCUGUUUCCACUCUCGUUUAUAACGCAUGAUGUACUCAUGUGUGGUGUGAUUUGCCCGGGAUAACACGCACAACAAACUGGUUCUUUGUGUCUUGGUACAUGUGACAAUAAACAUAAACUAACCACACCAAACCAAAUGAUCCAACGCACGCUCACUCGGUUUACUUUUAGGAACCUGAAUAGUCUGGACUGAGGAGUUCAAUAAAACUUACACUUGAUCCUGGCUCUUUGAUU